Messenger RNA from Phalacrocorax carbo (great cormorant), 1788 nucleotides. NCBI's taxonomy places the organism in Eukaryota, Metazoa, Chordata, Aves, Suliformes, Phalacrocoracidae. The record is from RefSeq and is a predicted model, not a curated record.
GGGCGAGCGCGGGCGGGGGGCGGGGCGAGGCCGCCCGCUUCGGUCGCCCGUGGAGACGAGCUGCGGGCGGAGGACGGGAGCGGCGGGCGGAUCGCUACACCGAUAACAUCAAAGCAGGCUGGACGGGUAGCAAGACUGCCUAUGUAGACUAAAGAAUUUGCUGAAGGUCACGUAACCUGAGGCCAAGCUGGAUCUUGUGACUCUCAGGCUGGUGCUUUAACCACGGACCGCUCCUGCUUUACACGAUAGCAUCGGCGAAAAUGUCUGGCAAAACGGCAAGCACAACCAACAACAUAGCCCAGGCCCGAAGGACUGUCCAGCAGUUAAGAACAGAAGCCUCAAUAGAAAGAAUAAAGGUGUCAAAAGCGUCAGCAGACCUAAUGCUCUACUGUGAAGAACAUGCCAAGAAAGAUCCAUUGCUAAUGGGCAUACCUGCUUCUGAGAACCCUUUCAAGGACAAGAAGACCUGCAUUUUGUUAUAGGAGAGCAGCAGCUCCUCCAAAGCCCUCUUGGGUAAAGCCAGCCUCUGGCAGGCAUAUAGGCAAAUACUCUGUAAGGUACCAGCUAUUAACUGUGUAAGAGCAGCCAUUCUUCUACCAAGUGUAUAAACUAUUUCUUAAGCUUUCUAAAGCAUUUCUUCUGUUCCCUAUCUUUAUUUUCACUUUAUUCAAACUGAAUUAACUUCUUUCUUGUCCAAGGGAAUGGGGUCUUGGGUGUCGAGCCUGCGAGUGCUGCACUGGUGCCCCUGCAGUGGGACGGGCAGGGCAAGCUGGGGUCUUGUCCUCUGCAGGAGUGGGUCCCCGUUUCACUUUUCAAGUUACACAAACAAGACCAAAGUCACCUGAGCUUCGCUGACAGAGCAGAGGCAAAGGUGUAGAAACCUGAUGAACAUCAUUGGUUUUACAUUUUUUAAAUUAUGUAUGCGGGGAGGGGGGCGUGUACCUGUGUUGGUAGUGUGUGUUUAUUCACAGACACAUUUAGAAGUGCAUUAUCUAGAAAAAGUUACCUUGAAAAAUUAUUGUAGCAACUGCUGGUGAAUUCCAGGGAGCCAUGCCUGCAUCCUGCCUUAUGAUGGCUUAUGUUGAGAGAGGUUUUUUUUAAGUGUAAAAAGCUGAAGUCUCAAGAAUAGGAGAUCUGCAGAUCUAUUUUCCUGCUUUUUAAGAGGAGUUGAAAAAGCAGAAUUUUCAGCUUUGAUUCUGCUUCUCUGAACUAUCUUCUCUAACUAAAAAUCUGUGUUAGUAUUAAAAAAAAAAAAAGUCAAAAGAACCAAAGGCUGCAAGCUAGUACUGCCCUGGCUUUGUGCUGAGCUGGGGGCAUGGUUCUGUCACUGAAAUACAACUGGGACUUUUGUGCAGGGAGUCAGAAUUUUACUCUUUUAAAUUCAUUUUUAAAGGGGAAAAAUGCCAAAUUAUAUCCAGAUUGUGGUUAUGCAGAUAUAAUUGGAGGGCUUUUCCAUCAAGUGAUUUUUAUAUAUACACAUAAUUAAAAAGUCUGUCUCUGCGUGUGUGUGUCUGUAUGUGUGUGUGUGUGUAUAUAUAUAUAAACUUUAAUAGUAUAUUUAUACAAACGUUGCAUAUUAACAGAAAUUUUAAGGGAUUGAAAAUAAUACUGACUUCAGCUGGCUACAAAUGUCUUUUUCUGUAGCCGGUGGUUCAGAGGUUGAAGUUGCAAUUUGCCAUAAAUGUGCAUUUCUGUAAUGAUAUUUACAAACUUUAUUAACCACUUGUAAUUUACUGUCUUACAUUGCAUAUUUGUCAUUUCUGUAUUAAAUUAUAUACACGCUAUUGA